Protopolystoma xenopodis is the source of this 303-nucleotide messenger RNA. The record is from the annotation of a GenBank genome assembly. NCBI's taxonomy places the organism in Eukaryota, Metazoa, Platyhelminthes, Monogenea, Polystomatidea, Polystomatidae.
AUGGCAAUUGGGUUGCCGGGGCAAGCAGUGCUAGAGGCGGGAAUUUAUUUGAUCCCAUUGGCCAGAGGUAGGCUCCGUUCCCUCUACUGCUCAUCAAUUCGCUCUUACUCUCGUCCCUUGCAGCCUGCCUGGCUGGCCGAGGCGCCGCCCUACCCCACGCACGAAGAGCGAGUGUAUUGGACCAAUUGUCCGUGCGUCAAGCAAUGUUCUGGUAGCCGGUCCGUCUUCAGCCCAUUCCCCUCUCACUCGUCCUCCGCCUCAAGCCGGCUCUCAUUCUAUCGUGUUACUUUUUUCCUUUUAUAG